AUGGCUAGAUUACACUCAUCCGGUAAAGGUAUUUCUUCUUCUGCUACCCCAUACUCUAGAAACGCUCCAUCAUGGUUCAAAUUAACUUCUGAUGAAGUUGUUGAACAAGUUAUCAAGUACGCCAGAAAAGGUUUCACUCCAUCUCAAAUUGGUGUCUUAUUAAGAGAUGCUCACGGUGUUUCCCAAACUAAAGUUGUUUCCGGUAACAAGAUUUUAAGAAUCUUAAAAUCUAACGGUUUAGCUCCAGAAAUCCCAGAAGAUUUAUACUUUUUAAUUAAAAAGGCUGUUUCCGUCAGAAAACACUUGGAAAGAAACAGAAAAGAUAAAGAUUCUAAAUUCAGAUUAAUUUUAAUCGAAUCCAGAAUUCACAGAUUAGCUAGAUACUACAGAACCGUUGCUGUCUUACCUCCAAACUGGAAAUACGAAUCUGCUACUGCUUCUGCUUUAGUUAACUAG
Messenger RNA from Hyphopichia burtonii NRRL Y-1933, 456 nucleotides. It is a transcript of the gene RPS13, whose product is annotated as 40S ribosomal protein uS15. Gene Ontology annotation, molecular function: structural constituent of ribosome; small ribosomal subunit rRNA binding. Gene Ontology annotation, cellular component: nucleolus; ribosome; cytosolic small ribosomal subunit. The record is from RefSeq and is a predicted model, not a curated record. Lineage: Eukaryota; Fungi; Ascomycota; Pichiomycetes; Serinales; Debaryomycetaceae. The transcript has 2 exons. Bases 1 to 456 code for a protein of 151 amino acids. Gene Ontology annotation, biological process: translation.